GUUGUUAUUGCGCGGCGCCGCAACGGCCGAUUUCAAAUGUCAACCAGGUGCAAAGUAGCAAAGCGAAUAAAAACAUUCAAAACGGCGACUGCGCCCGCGAAUUUCAAGUUAUUUGUGAGAAAAAGAGUGCGAAAUCUGCAGAAGGAUAAUGUGAAAAGCGAAGUAAUUUGCAAGGCAAAACACUGCGCAAGGAUAUAGAGAAAUAAAAUGCCUUACGGACAUUGGGGAUAACUGCUGUGUCCUGUUUAGUCAGUGGCAGUUUUCAGUGGAUAUUCGUUGUGUCUGGGCGGAGCGGGCCUUUGUAAAGCGUUUAAGUUGUAGUGGAAAAUUGUUUUUAAUAUAUUUAUAUUUCAAUGGAAUAUUUAAAAAAUUUAUUCUUUUCGUAUGCUCCAAAUGAGUCAUGAGAGUUUUUGAAUGCCUUAAAAAAUAAUUUUGUGAAUAAAAUUUAAUGGCAAAACGAAUAAACGAAUAUAAGUAUAUUUUAGUGUGUACUAAGAAAGUUUAACGUGGUUAUUUUCGGUUAAUAUUGCAUUCAAGUUAAAACUCACUAGCCGCCAGUAUUCCAUUCAACAUGAAAACUCGUCUCGUUUCGUUAACCUACCGCGGCAGCGCUUCUGUAGAUCCGCGCUAUUCCGCUGCUAUGCUGCCAUGGACUAUCAAUGAUAUUCGCUCCACUGAGAGUUACUCGAAGCUGUCCGUUGGCAUCGAAAAUGGCGUACUCGAGUCGUACAACUCCGAUUUCGAAUUACAAUUCAGUCAUCCACUCAAGCAUAUUGUCGGCAUGUGCCGUAUCGUUCACAAGCAGAGCAACGCAAAAAGCGCCGGCAAUGGGUUUCUUCAAUUGAAGGCUUUCACUAACGGUGGCAACAGCAGCAACAAUACGAAUGGUUUUAAGUCAAGCAAUACCACUGGUGGACCUCUGACCACCUCCACUUCGUAUGGUUCACUCUCUUCGAGUGCCGCACUGCGUGAAAGGGAACGCGAGCGCGAGCGAGAGAGUGCUAAUGGCGCAGAGGGUGGUGCAAAUGAUGUAGCGAAUGGUGGAAAUGCAAAUAAUUUCAUGGAAUUCCUUGGUCCCAUCACCGGACUGGUGUACUUGAUGAAGGAUCCACGCGAUCCGCUCUUACAUAUUUAUCUCUUCGAAUGUGAAGCUGUUGAGGAGAUGGCCGAACUCAUGCAUCAAAUGCGUGAUCCAGCGCAUACGCUAGGCGGCUCUGUGGGCAGCAUACCACAGACGUUUGUCGCCAAUGGCUCCAACAGCGACAUGUCCAUGCAACGCGCGCUCACCGGCAAUGGCAACGGCGGCAUACACACCACACCGGCCACGAAUCUCAAACUUAGCGAAGCCGUACGCAAUGCUCAACACGAUGCUAGUCCCAAUAUCGUCUCAUCGAAGAUGAAAUCAUCUAAGUCAUACACGCAUGGCUUGAGCAAUUCAGCGGGCACAGUGCACAUUCCAACGUCUACCUCUGCGCAGAGCAAUCUCUCGCUACUUGCCGAUAUCUCACCCAAUCACACGCACUUCUUCGAGGUUAUGUAUGUAGGUAAAAUUCGUGUAUCGCACAAGCGUGUGCCCUUCUCUUUCAUCGAUGAUGCCUUGCCCAAGUUCAGGGCGUACGAUGCACAACGCACACGUCUAAUGCAGUUAACCACUGCCGCUUCAUCCUCAACUGUUGGCGGCGCAACGUCACAAAUGGCAACAAAUCGUAAACUUUCAUUGAAUGUCGAGUGCACUAGCGGCAAUAAUAGCGCAAUAACUUUCGACCUUAAAAACACUUCGCUCAAGGAGAGCGAUGCUGAGGAGUCGACCGAAGCGGAAGUGGAUACUGAGGCAGAAGCUGAAGCUGAAGCUGAAGCUGAGACUGCAACGGAACGGAUUCAACAGCAGGAUGUACCGUGCAGUCAGAGCGUAGAAGCGGCCAUUUCAGAAUUGGCAAUGCAAAAAAAUAGUGGUGCACAACCGGCUGAGGAUGAGCAAAAAAUGUCGAACAAAGAAAAUAAAUCACCGAAACGUUUAAUGCGCGGCAUGAGUCACACGGAACUUCCUGUUAAGAAAGAUGGCACUGCUGAGGAGGAGAACGCAGCCGAUUCAACAGAGAUGCUGGUUGCACCAAAUGUUAUAGUCAACAAACAUCCAUCGCCACCGCGUCAAGCGCAAGAGGAUAAAAAUGAGCAAUCAGAGCAACAAGAGAAGACGACGGCAGCAGAAGCAGGCCCACAACAACAACAGCCUACGAUAGCACAGCAACCUGCCUAUGCCACGCUCGAUACCAUCCCCAAGCAACGCGAUCGCUCUGCUUCGUAUGGCUGCAUUCCACCUUACGUGGAGCAGAAUCGUACUAUGGUCUUCCUCGUUGGCCGCUCCGAUCUGCGUCUCAUUUCUCCGGAUCGAAAACAGGUAUUGCUCUACAAGGAUUUCAAGGACGUCGCCAGCUGUGCGCAGGGUCAAAAGAAUCCCGAUCACUUUGGCAUCAUUUGCCGUGAGGUGCACAACGACGGCUACAUUGGCUACGUCUUCAAAUGCCAAUCGGAUCAUGUGUGCGACGAUAUUGUUGCUGCCAUUUCGCAGGCAUUCGUAACAUGCGCCGAGCAAAAGAAAAAGGAGGCCACACAGAUCUUCUCGUGCGAGCACUGCCCCAUGCUGUGGUAUCACAAACUCUGCACCGAUGUUGAGGGCUUAAGUGAGAAGAAGACACAAGCGAUGAUCUUUCGACGCAUUGAAUCGCUGACCGAUGAUGAGCAGGACAUGAUUUGGGCCAAGUACUAUGGUUCGGAGAAGACAAGCUCACCUUUGGCGGAACAAAAUCAAUUUUUAAUGAUGCUACUGCGCGCUCAUUGUGAAUCGCGCCAACAGCGUCAUGUGCACGAUACCGCAGAGAAUCGUUCGGAAUUUCUGAAUCAAUAUUUAGGUGGUAGCACCAUUUUCAUGAAGGCUAAACGCUCGCUUACCAACUCAUUCGAUCACUUGCUGAAGCGGAAGGCUUCGAAAGAUGACAUCGGCGUGCCGCAUGGUUUGCGGGACAUUCAGGGGCGCGAAGCUUCUACCGAACCACAACCGGUUAGUCGUAGUGGCAAUGAAACGCCACCAGAUGGAUUCCGCUCGCGUUCGAAUACGAUUGGUGGCGCCAGUCCGAGCAAACCCAGCGCAGAGCACUUAAAGAGUCCCAUGAUGGACAUCUUUAUAAAAGUCGGUAAUAGUCCGAAAGAAUCGGAAGCGCAUCAAGCUUCUUGGCGUCACGCGAUUUUAAAUAGUGUGGUUACACCAUCGAAAGGCAUGGACGGUGAUGCACAGAAUGAAUUUAUGUCACCGAUGAGGAUCAAAAAACGCAUUCGUGGUAAACGCACCCGCGAGGAACUUCGCGAUCUCUGGAAGACCGCUAUUCGCCAGACCAUUCUAUUGAAUCGCAUGGAAACCGAAAAUGCUAUGUUGCAGGCGCGUCAAAACGAAAACGAGCUCAAGCGUAUCAAACUCGACUAUGAAGAGAUUGUGCCAUGUGACAAGCAGCUAAUCGAGCGUUGGGAGCAGAUUAUUGAGCGCGACUCCAUGAAAAUCGGCAACAAGAAAGAUCCCAAAGUGUUGGCACAAGCAAUCAAAUGUGGCGUACCACGUUCGAAACGUGGCGAUGUUUGGACUUUUCUCGCCGAUCAGCAUUCCAUGAAUACAGCACCAGUGGAUACUAAGAAAUUUCCCAAUUUCAAUACACCCUAUCACACAUUACUGAAGAAUCUCACUGAACAUCAGCAUGCCAUCUUCAUCGAUCUGGGUCGUACCUUCCCCAAUCACAAAUUCUACAAAGAUCCACUUGGUUUGGGACAAUUGUCACUGUUCAAUUUGCUCAAAGCGUAUUCUAUACUCGAUCCAGAGCUUGGCUAUUGUCAGGGUUUGGGUUUUAUAUGCGGCAUACUGCUGUUGCAUUGCGAUGAGGCCGAUGCUUUCCAAUUGCUCAAACAUCUCAUGUUCAGACGUCAGAUGCGUACCAAGUAUUUACCAGAUAUGAAGAAGUUCCAACUGCAAUUGUAUCAGCUGUCACGUCUGGUCAAGGAUCACUUACCAGAAUUAUAUAUCUGGCUCGAUCAGAACGAUGUAUCGCCAACAUUAUAUGCGGCACCAUGGAUACUCACAGUUUUCAGCUCACAAUUCCCAUUGGGUUAUGUGGCACGCGUUUUCGAUUUGCUCUUCCUAGAAUCAUCGGAAGUGAUUUUUAAAUUUGCUAUCGCUUUGCUGACAGUACACAAAGAUGAAUUGUUGGCGCGUGAUAACUUUGAGGAAAUUAUGGAUUAUUUGAAAACAGUUGUACCGAAAAUGGAAGCAAAUACAAUGGAGAAAAUUAUGAAAUUGGUAUUCACUUUGGACGUCAGCAAGCAACUAAUCGAAUAUAAUGUCGAAUAUAAUGUAUUACAAGAAGAGAUCUCAACUGCAAAUCACCACUUGGAGAUGUUGAAUAGAGAAAAAACACGGAAUAUGCAUCUAGAACAGCAGCUGCAGUUUGCUCAAUCGUCGAUCGCACAGCUCGAGAAGACUCGCUCAUCUCAACAAAGCCAAAUCACCUCACUGCAAACACAGGUGCAAUCGCUCGAACUAACAAUACAAACACUCGGCCACUUCGUCUCCCAACUGGCCGAACACAAUGUCGAACUGGAAUUGCCCGGCGAUGUGCGACGCAUCCUGCAACAAUUGGAGGACUUGGAACGUCAGCGUCGCAAACCACAUUUCACUGAGCGCAAAAUCGGCAAAUCCGUAUCGGUCAACAGUCAUUUGGGGUUUCCACUAAAGGUGUUAGAAGAGUUGAGCGAAAAAGAAGAACAUGGUUCGCCACAAAAGAAGAAGGAGAAGACACCUUUUUUUGAACAUACCUAUGAACAAUUGCGACAACAGCAACGCAACGCACAAACAUCACCAACAUCACAGGCGGCGGCUAUGCAACAACGGAAAUUGCUGAGCAGUGCCAGCAGUUCACUGGAUGACAGCCAACACCUCCAGCAACCACAAACGCAGCAGCCACAGCAGCAGCAACAACGGCCAAAUCGCCUACUCGACUCCCCGGAAAUGCAAUCCAAAUUGACCGAACUCAAACUAUCCGACCAGCUGGAGCAACAGUUUGGCAGUGCAAAUAUACGCAGCCCACUGGAAGUUGACAGUGGUGUGGGUACACCACUCAGCCCGCCCAGCACUAGCAGCAAUAGUAGUACUAGCGGACUAAGCACAGCCUCUACGGGUAGUGGUAGUAGCGCCAGCAAUGGUGUCGGUGCCGGUGGCGGCGGCGGCAGCCUCUUUAGUCGAAUGGGUUAUAAGAAUACACCGACAGCGCUGUCACCACUCAACAGCCGGCAAACUUUAUACGGUGCAGGAAGUAUAACGCGAGGCGCCAGCAAAGUGGUGCCCUCAGUCUCGAUUAUAGUGCCCACUGAGCAACCAGAGUCGGGUGCGGGUUAUACAGAAAUGCAUCCCCUAAGCAUGGUGGGUGAGGUGAAUGUGCGUUUUAAUGGCACAACCCAAUUGAAAUCGAUACGACCCGUGCAUCAUAUGCGCCCGAUGGUCCCAGUGGCAGCGGGUGUGACGGAGACCGCUGCUAGUGUAGACGACAGCAGUGCGAGUGGUAAUAACCUUGAUACGUCGAAUGCAGCUGCCACAAAUGGUCGCAGCUAACGGUUUUGAUUCAUAGCGAAAUUUUUGCGUAGCUUCUAUUAAAGAUACAGAAUAAAAGAACAAAAUACAUAGCAAGUGGAAGAAACAAAAAUAGCGAAAAACAUAGAAAAAUAUAGCGAACGCUGCGGCGAGUUUUCGAUUCGAUUGAUGGCGGAAAGACUUGAAAUAUUCCAAAAGCGGGCAAUAUUUUAGCCACGCGGGAAAAAAUGAUGCACAAAUGAAAAUUGGGAUUUUUACUACUAUUGAAACAGUUUAAAAUAAUUCACACCAUUCUCUCAUGUUCUGUUUUGGAUGUGGAUGUUUCGUAGACAGCCUUUAACCGAAUUUUCAGGCUUGUCUUAAAUUUCGAUUUGGAUUGAAAAGCUAGUUGCCGCAAAUUUUUUUUUUUUAAGUAUCUUCAAUUCGAUUACUUCCAUUGCGGCUACUUGAAGAAAAUACUUUUGGAAAAGCGAUCUUUCGAAAUCUUGAAUAAUUGAAGGCUUAUUUACUUAAGGAAAAAUUCAUUGAUAAUUUUUACCCUUUUUCGAAACGAAGACCACCGCAGUUAAGAGCAACAAAAAAAGUUAUUCAUGUGCAUGUGCUUAAGUAAUUGAAAUUUGCUGUGAUUGCUUGCAACUCAUCAGAAAAAAAAAAUU
Rhagoletis pomonella (apple maggot) is the source of this 6282-nucleotide messenger RNA. RefSeq lists its product as uncharacterized. NCBI's taxonomy places the organism in Eukaryota, Metazoa, Arthropoda, Insecta, Diptera, Tephritidae. The record is from RefSeq and is a predicted model, not a curated record.